AUGGCGACGUCGGAGACGGCCGGUUGCUUGCGGACACUGGUAUCGGCCUCGAGGGCAUCGGAGGCCCCGAGGCCGGUCGUCAAGCGCCUGACCCUGCUGGUCAGCCACACCCUGUCCGCACGGGAAGCCGGGGAGAUGGAAGAGCUCGAGGAGCUGGUAGCGCCCGCUGGUGAAGAGCUUCUGCGCGAGCUCCUGGCAGAACCUGCUGGCGAGCCAGACGAGGAAGCCUGGCCGGUGCUGGCCCGGUUGCUCGCUCGGGCUGGCAAAGAGCUGACCGGAGAAAUCCUGGCGAGGAACUGGCCAGGUUCUCCAGCCGCCUGGGUGCGCGCCCUGCUCGAGGCCGCACGGAACACGCCCUGCCCAGCACUGGAGCUGCUGUGCCUUGCGCGGGGGGCGCGGGGUGCCGGCAGCGAGCGUCGGCUGCUCCCGGAGGGCGCCGUCAGCGCAACAGAGCUGCACGAGAACGCGGUCAUCACCGGCCUGGUGCUGAGGGGCCUUGAGGGACCUCCCAGUGAUUGCCUUGAGGAGGGCGCCCUGGAGGUGAUCUGGGAACUCCUCCUUGCUGCAAGCCUUACGGCCGAGCAGACGGUGGUUUCGGGUGCGGCCCAGGCUUGGGCGCUGCUCCAGCGAGCCGCAGAUGCCACGAAGCUCCGCUUCCUUGACCUCGCGCUCAAGGAGGCGGCCUCUGAAGGAGGCCUCUGGCGCAUCUCGAGCCAAGAAGAAGGUGAAGCCCUGCUGCCACUGUCGGCGCACCUCGCGGCACUCAGCCCGCUUCGGCACCUGCUGGCGGCGCUAUGGACAGACUCCACCAGGUCUGAGGCUCUUGGCGCACCCGGGUUUUUGAGCUGGGCCCUCGGAGACGAGGCGCCGAACGGAACCCUGGGCUGGGGCCACGCGGCGGCCACAGUGGUGAAGCAAAGCGCAGGCGUCGGCAUCCUCGAGGGCCCGGCGCUGCUUGGAGCCCUCGCCAGGUGCCGAGCGUGGAUCCGAGACUCGCCGAUCUCGGGCGAUGCGGCGAUUACCGAGCAGCACCUGGUCUUUGCCACAGCUCUCGAGGAGGCAGCCCAAGCCCACGCCGCUUGCGCCGGACCGGUGCCGAAGAGAACGGAGGCGGAGAAGCAUGAGAAGCUGAGCAGCGCUGGUCCGGUGAUUUCGGAGGUGCCUGAGCCAGAGGGCGGCGCGAGUGUGUCACAAAGCGAACCCUCGGUCUUGGAAGACCUGGACACCAGUUUGGUCGAGAGUAUCGAGAAGCUGCUUCGCUGGUCUCAGGCGCGCGCAUCCCGGGCCGAUUGCUUUGCUGCCUACACGGCUGCCUUGUGGCCCACCGUUUCUACUGCCGUUGCAACAGCGGACAGCACGGCUGGCCGUCUGGCCUCACGCAUGGUGCGCCUGGUCCUGGAGACAUUGGGUGGCUCGGUGAGCGUGCUGGUCGCUGGUCCCAGCAAGGCCCCAACAGCGCCCGGAGUCUGGCGGCUGGUUGCAGCACUGUGCAAGACAGGGCAGUGGCCCGAAGCCAACUGGCCUGCUGUGCUUCAGGCCACGGCGAAGGCGAGCAAGUGGCUCCUGACAGCUCACGAGGCCAGCGCCAACCCAGUGUCGGACGCCUUCAUCGACGAUGCCUGCGCCGCAGCUGCAGCGCUACUGCCCUGGGUUCCUUCAGCGCUGGCACCAAGUCUGGCGCCACUGCUGUCAGCGCCCGACUCGCAGCUCCGCGGGGCCGCGUCCCAGAGGCUGCAGGCGCACCGUUGGGUGCCCGGCCGUGCGGAGCUGUGCAGUGAAGAGGGCAAGGAGGACAGCCUUCCAGAGUGCCCUGACAAGGGCCAAGAUGAGAGCUGGCCGGCGCCGCGAGCUUUAGUGAGCCUGAAGGCACUCCUAGAGGCCGACACGCAGCCAACAGAGGCGAGUGGGGAAGCCGCCCAAGGCAGCCUCCCUUCGUGUGGCGACGUGGCCUACGUGGUGGUGGGCGCUGUGUUUGGCCGUGAGCUCACCGAUGGGGCCUGGGCAGUGGAGGACGCGCUGAGUGCCGUGGCCGCCUGGGAGGUGAGCGGGGACUCGGAUGACUCCGGCGGGGAGUCCGCGGAACCUGGCACUUUGGAGCAAGGUCAAGUGCUAGUCCCACAACGUAGUCUUGCGCUACAGCGAAUGCUGAAGACCUCCAGCACAGCUGGCAAGGCUACGGCCGGCACUUCCGAGCCGCUGGCAGUGAGCGAGGACUUGUACACAGACCCGGCCACGCCAGCUAGCAGCGUCUCGCCGUUCGAGUCGUUGGACAUGCUCACGGGCACGGCGGGGUGCCUGGCUCUCCUCGGAGCAGCUGCCUCUGCCCCCAGAGGUCGAGCACGCUUGUGCUGCUUCGCUGGCCGCGUGGGAGACGCUUUUGAAAGGUAUCGACAAAGCCCUCCAGGAGAAGGACUGCUGGAGCCAUCCGCCCGGUGGCACGGGGAAGGAGGGCCCGACUCCUGCCGAGCUCCUGGCGACGGUGCUCCAGUUGGGGCCUAA
Messenger RNA from Symbiodinium natans, 2499 nucleotides. The record is from the annotation of a GenBank genome assembly. NCBI's taxonomy places the organism in Eukaryota, Dinophyceae, Suessiales, Symbiodiniaceae.